CAAAUCACAAAUGUCAUGUUAGAUGUCGUCAUUCGAUUCGCGGAAAUGAUUUGUGUUCGCGAGAUGUAGAGGGGAAGAAAGUUAUAAAAUUAACAAAAUUAAAUAAACAAGCUGGUGUUAUCAGAACGUCGCAUCAAGAACGCCAAUCGUUACAAUGUCAUCGUUCAUAAAACACAGGGAUGAUAGUGUAGUGAGUGUGGACGACACAUCUACGAAGGAUAAUGUAACGUACUACAAAAUAACAGUUAAAGUGGGGCCUAUCCAUUGGUACGUGUUACAUCGGUACAGUGAUUUUGUGGAGCUGCACGAUAAGCUAGUCAGUGACCAUGGCGUGGCGAAAGAGCUUCUGCCGCCGAAGAAAGUUAUUCGUAACAAAACACCAAAAUUCGUGGAACAAAGGCGCGAGGCACUGAAUGAAUAUUUGAAGAACGUGUUUAACUACUUGAAGCUGACGAUGCCGCCCGAGUUCGCUCACUUCCUCGACUUCCACGUCUAUGAUAUAUUUUUUUUACUGCGCGACAUGGCCAAGACACUGUACUUGGAAGGCGAUAAAUUGUUGCAGAACGAGAAGUCCCACAAUUUCACACCACUCGAGUUGCAUGCGAUAAGUGAACGGUUUAAAGUGGAGUGUCCACCAUUAGAGAAACAAGAUCAGAUGUACGACUUCAGCCACAUACUGGACUAUUGUUCACAACUACGAUCAAUGAAUCUGGAAGGAAGUUACCGGAACCUCGGUACCAGCAAUUUGAUACCAAAUGAGCUGACGUUUGACUUUGUGCCGUUCAAGUCAUUGGUGGACUUGAAGAUACUUGGAGUCCCCAUGAAGUGUAUACAGGGUGUUGGUGGACUCCGCGACACUCUAGUCAGCCUAUCAGUGUUGACAGCUAGUGUCGUGUCUCUCAACGAGUUCUUACUAGUGGAUAUCCUGCAUAAAGACCCCUCCAGUAUAGCGGACACUGUGAAAUGGAAGAAACUAUCGGUAAUCAACUACGCGAACAAUUUCAUAGAAAACGUGGACUGGGCUAUAAAGUUAGUGCCGAACUUACAACACCUCAGCCUACCCUCGAACAGGCUCAGCGAGUUGUGCGACAUCUCGUGCCUCCACGAGCUCCGGGUUCUAAACCUGUCGAUGAACAGGUUCCAAACGUGCGACAAUUGGCAUACCAAAAUCGGUAACAUUGUCAAAAUCGAUCUAUCUCAAAACAAAGUGACGUCACUCAGUGGGUUCUCUAGGCUAUAUUCUUUGGAAAGCCUAGAUUUGAGUUGUAAUAAAAUCUGUGAUGUUGAAGAGGUACAGCAUAUAUGUAAGUUGCCGUGUCUUGAAUAUCUAUGGUUGACUGCAAAUCCUGUAGCGUCGACCAUAGAUUAUAGAGUGAAGGUCAUAGAGCAGUUCAAUGCGAGGAUGUCAGAGAUAUGUCUGGACAACGAGAAGGCGUCAGAGAAAGAGUUGGAUACAGCGAGAGUGUUGCAAGCUCUCAGGACUGUGAAGGAAGGUAAAACUCCAACUUUUUUAGAGAAUAAUCAUACGAGCCACAGCUUUAAUAGGAGUUGACAUUGAAGUUAUUUUUUGUAAGAUAUCUGCGUGCGUUUCAAUGAUUGUGAUAAAAUUACGACUUUAUUAAAAUUCAAAUAGAGUUGAAUAUGCCUUAAAUAGAUGUUUACGAUCGUCGCCGUGAUGUCCCUUAAUGAUUGUUUGCAAUAUUCAACUGUAUUAAAGUUGUAUUAAUGUCGAUUUUUAAUUGAAGUGGAUGCGUACGUAUUUUUCCGACUUUAUUACUAGUGCCGAUGGCCAGAAUAAAGACAUAAUCGUUAUAUAAUUGAAACUAUUUACAACCUUAUGUUAACAAAAAUAAGGUCGAAUUUCUAUUGAAUUUAUUCUCUUGUCUCGAUUCUCCCCAUCGCUGAUACAGAUAUGCAGUAAUGUGAUGCAAUUAAAUAAAUAUAAUUUACAGUCGCUGGGAAAAGACUAUAAAUAUAUUUAACUUUGUAAAAAAGUUAUAUUAUACUAGGUAUAUUUUAUCUAAAUUUUCUGUAAUGCACUUAUUUAUUAUACAACCAAAAGACCAAUUCGAAAAUAUUUGAA
Manduca sexta (tobacco hornworm) is the source of this 2083-nucleotide messenger RNA. RefSeq names its product nischarin. Gene Ontology annotation, cellular component: cytoplasm. Bases 155 to 1552 code for a protein of 465 amino acids. Lineage: Eukaryota; Metazoa; Arthropoda; Insecta; Lepidoptera; Sphingidae. Gene Ontology annotation, molecular function: protein kinase binding; phosphatidylinositol binding. The transcript is spliced from 4 exons. The record is from RefSeq and is a predicted model, not a curated record.